Cheilinus undulatus (humphead wrasse) is the source of this 1028-nucleotide messenger RNA. Its product is annotated as ependymin-like. The transcript has 4 exons. Gene Ontology annotation, biological process: cell-matrix adhesion. The coding region runs from base 1 to 621 and encodes 206 amino acids. Gene Ontology annotation, molecular function: calcium ion binding. Lineage: Eukaryota; Metazoa; Chordata; Actinopteri; Labriformes; Labridae. The record is from RefSeq and is a predicted model, not a curated record. Gene Ontology annotation, cellular component: extracellular region; lysosome.
AUGGGGUUUGAACAUAAUGACACAAAGGAAAUGAAAUACGUGACAAAUGGAGAUUUAAACAUCCUGUUCUUUAUUCUCCAGGUCUCACACGAUGAAGAGCUGUACGCCAUAGCCAGAUAUCUUUAUGAUGCUAUCGGAGAGCGGAUACGACUCUUUGAGAUCGGCAGUUACGACAAUCAGACUUUCAGCUAUGAUGUUCUCCUGCUCUUCAGAGAGCAUGUCAUGUACCAGAUCGACGACAAAGACCGCACAUGCCAGAAACUUCAUCUGAAGGACGACUUCGUGCCUCUGGCCAUCCCAGGCGAUGCGACUUUUGUGAACCAGGUUGUCCUGGGUGACUCAUCCAGACCUGGAGAAGGACUCCUGAUGAACACCUGGAUGGGGAACAUGCCUGACCAAGGAGGAAGGUUCCUGGCCUCAGUGACUGACUUUGGCUGCAUUCCUAUCAGCAUUGAAUACCAGGACAAACCAAGUGGAUGGCUGCAGACUACAUAUUUCGACAACGUCAUUGGGAUUACAGACCCUGAACUGCUCAUCCCUCCAUCCUUCUGUGAGGACGCAGAGAUGCCGGCUGAUGCAGAGCCGGUUGACUUGUUGAGCUUGCUCAAACAGAAGAACUGAGGGCCUCAAACUUUGCUUUACCAUUAGCUAUACAUUAUUAUUUCUGCUGCAAACAUGCAGUCAAAGCAUGUUUUGCUGACUGUUCCUGACAAAAUGUGAGACAUUUUAUGUUAAACAUUUCUUACUUUUGCUUCCAAAAGAUGGCCCGAGGUUGAAUCUGGGUGUGUCAAUGUUUACAAGAUUAAAGACUGAAAAACUGCAAAAUAUGAACGUUUUAUUCAGUUCUGCUCAUCAUGACUGCAGCUUCUUUACUUCUACAUACGAGGCUUUUUCUCACAUUUGCUUUGGUACAUACACUACUGCUCAAAUGUUUAGGAUCAUUUGGAAGUUUUCUUGUUUUCCAUGGAAACACUCAUGAAAUUAGUCUGUACAUGAAUUUUGCAAAUGAAUUAAACAUGCUGACAUUA